AUGGAGUUUUAUCUGGAGAUAGACCCUGUAACUUUGAACCUGAUUAUACUUGUGGCUAGUUAUGUGAUUCUCUUAUUGCUUUUCCUUAUUUCAUGCGUCUUGUAUGACUGCAGAGGUAAAGAUCCCAGUGAGGAAUAUGGUCCUGAGAUGGAUCAACCCAUCCAGUCUCCAAUCCAGUUGGUAGUGAUGCAAAACACAGUGGAUGCUCGCUGCAUUAAUAACAAACCCACCAUCACAGAGCAUAAGGGUGAGCUACCAGGAUCACGAAGCACUUUGGUCUAG
Messenger RNA from Rhincodon typus (whale shark), 282 nucleotides. RefSeq names its product small integral membrane protein 36 (gene smim36). Bases 1 to 282 code for a protein of 93 amino acids. The record is from RefSeq and is a predicted model, not a curated record. The transcript has a single exon. NCBI's taxonomy places the organism in Eukaryota, Metazoa, Chordata, Chondrichthyes, Orectolobiformes, Rhincodontidae.